GUGGCCCAAAUGCAUCAAAUUUCAGGGAAAUGUGAAUUGAAAGUGGUCCCCAGAGAAAGAGGAGUAAGAGGAAUAUUUCAUCGUCCUAAGAGAAUGUUCUCAUUUGAAUACUGUGCUUGUCCUGGGUUUCUAUAGUUUUUGGUUUCUUUAGGGUGUGAGGAUGGUAACCUAAACACCACCGAGAUGCAUACAUACCCAACUUCUAAAUAAAACUGGGAACUGCCUACUCAAAGCCUUGUUUCCUCCUGGGACUGAAGUUAUUCCCUUCCAGUUUCCGAAGUCGAUUUUUUUUUUUCUCAUUUAAAAAGAGCCCCUUCGAUCUGUGAGAAAACUGGAACGGAAAUUUGUCAAUGCUUGCCGUGGUUGUUAUGGAUGCAAUGAAAAAGCCUUUGGAGACGCAGAUAAGACUUUGAGAUAUUACUUGAAAAUACUCCCUUUAGAUGGCCAUCUGUCUUGAAAGAAAGGAUUAGGAUUUUCUUCCUGUUUUGGAUAAACUAAACACUCGGGAAGGACGCUGGGUGGCGCUGCAGCAUUAUAAGUAGAACGAAGAGAGCUACCAGCCGGCGCUCCUUGAGCCAAAUGCUCCGCUGAAGAAACAAGCAGGAAGGGGAGGCAUUCUAAGGUGGUUGCUCCGGGAAAUCAGGGCCCUAGGCGUCUCCAUUUCUCCCACCAUCUACGAGAUACUGGGAGAUAAGAGCGACAACUCGAGGCGAAGCUGGGUCAAGUUUGCUGGGAGACCGGAAGGCGAUGGAGGCCGGAGAGGGAAAAGAACGCUUUCUAAAACAAAGGCAAGUCUUGAUAUUCUUUGUUUUGCUGGGCAUAGCUCAGGUUGCUUCCAAGCCUAAGCAGUACUCAGUGGCUGAGGAAAUGGAGAGUGGCUCCUUUGUGGCCAAUUUGUUAAAAGACCUGGGGCUGGAGGUAAAUGACCUAGCUGCGCGGGGGGCUCGGGUCGUUUCCAAAGGGAAAAAAACGCGUUUGCAGUUUGAUAGGCAGACAGGGAAUUUGUUGUUAAACGAGAAACUGGACCGGGAGGAGCUGUGCGGCCUUGCCGAGCCCUGUGUGCUACCUUUCCAGGUACUAUUGGAAAAUCCCUUGCAGUUUUUUCAGGCCGAGCUAUGGAUUAGAGAUAUAAAUGAUCAUUCCCCGGUUUUCCUAGACAAAGAAAUACUUUUGAAAAUUUCAGAAAGUAUCACUCCCGGAACUACUUUCCUAAUAGAACGUGCCCAGGACUUAGAUGUGGGAAGCAACAGUCUCCAAAGUUACACGGUCAGUCCAAAUUCCCACUUCCAUCUUAAAUUACAAGACAGUUCCGACGGCAUAUUACCACAGCUGGUGCUGGACAAAGCGCUGGAUCGAGAGGAACAGGCUGAGAUCAGGUUAACUCUCACUGCGCUGGACGGCGGGACUCCACCCAGGUCUGGCACUGCCCUGGUCCGCAUUGAAGUUUUAGACAUCAAUGAUAACGCGCCCGAGUUUGCAAAGCUGCUCUAUGAGGUGAAAGUUCUGGAAAACAGUCCCAUUGGAUUCCAGGUUGCCGUAGUCUCUGCUAGAGAUUUGGACAUUGGAACCUAUGGAGAAAUAUCUUAUGUAUUUUCCCAAGCCUCUGAAGAUAUUCGCAAAACUUUUCAAAUAAAUGCAAAGUCAGGAGAACUCAUUUUAACACAGAAACUGGAUUUCGAAUCCAUUCAGAGUUAUACAUUAAAUAUUCAGGCGACAGAUGGUGGAGGCCUAUCUGGAAGUUGCAUGGUGUUUGUCCAAGUGAUGGAUUUGAAUGACAACCCUCCGGAACUGACUAUGUCAACACUUAUCGAUCACAUCCCAGAAAACUUGCAGGAGACCAUAAUUGCUGUACUCAGUGUUUCAGAUCCUGACUCGGGAGACAAUGGAAGAAUGGUUUGCUCCAUUGAAGACGAUCUUCCUUUCUUCCUUAAACCUUCUGUUGAGAAUUUUUACACCCUACUGACAAACACACCUCUGGACCGAGAGACCAAAUCCGAGUACAACAUCACCAUCACCGUCACCGACUUGGGGACCCCCAGGCUGAAAACGCAGCACAACAUCACCGUGACGGUCUCCGACGUCAACGACAACGCCCCCGCCUUCAGCCAAACCACCUACACCCUGCGCGUCCGCGAGAACAACAGCCCCGCCCUGCACAUCGGCAGCGUGAGCGCCACGGACAGGGACUCGGGCGCCAACGCCCAGGUCACCUACUCGCUGCUGCCGCCCGCGGACCCGCAGCUGCCCCUGGCCUCCCUGGUGUCCGUCAACGCGGACAACGGGCAGCUGUUCGCGCUCAGGUCCCUGGAUUACGAGGCGCUGCAGGCGUUCGAGUUCGGCGUGCGCGCGGCCGACCGCGGCUCGCCCGCGCUCAGCAGCCAGGCGCGGGUGCGCGUGCUGGUGCUGGACGACAACGACAACGCGCCCUUCGUGCUGUACCCGCCGCAGAACGGCUCUGCGCCCUGCACCGAGCUGGUGCCCAGGGCGGCCGAGGCGGGCUACCUGGUGACCAAGGUGGUGGCGGUGGACGGCGACUCGGGCCAGAACGCCUGGCUGUCGUACCAGCUGCUCAAGGCCACGGAGCCCGGGCUGUUCGGCGUGUGGGCGCACAACGGCGAGGUGCGCACGGCCCGGCUGCUGAGCGAGCGCGACGCCGUCAAGCACAGGCUGGUGGUGCUGGUCAGGGACAAUGGCGAGCCGCCGCGCUCGGCCAGCGUCACGCUGCACGUGCUGCUGGUGGACGGCUUCUCGCAGCCCUACCUGCCGCUCCCGGAGGUGGCGGCGGCCGAGGCGCGGGCAGACCCGCUCACCGUCUACUUGGUCGUCGCCUUGGCGUCCGUGUCGUCGCUCUUCCUGUUCUCGGUGCUGGUGUUCGUGGCGGUGCGGCUGUGCAGGCGGAGCCGGGCGGCGUCUGCGGGUCGCUGCUCGGGGCCCGAGGGCCACUUUCCGGGCCACCUGGUGGACGUCAGCGGCACCGGGACGCUGUCCCAGAGCUACCAGUACGAGGUGUGUCUGACGGAAGGAUCUGGGACCAACGAAUUUAAGUUCCUCAAGCCGAUUCUCCCCAAUUUCCUUGGUCUCGGUGAGGAGAGGGUUCAUGAAGCAAACCCCAGUUUCAGGAAUAGCUUUAAAUUCAGUUAAGUAUUAAUUAAUAAGGGUCUACUGAGCCUAGUCUCCGUUAA
Molecule: messenger RNA, 3182 nt
Organism: Leopardus geoffroyi (Geoffroy's cat)
Lineage: Eukaryota; Metazoa; Chordata; Mammalia; Carnivora; Felidae
Product: protocadherin beta-2
Exons: 1
Coding region: 748-3141 (797 amino acids)
Biological process (GO): homophilic cell-cell adhesion
Cellular component (GO): plasma membrane
Molecular function (GO): calcium ion binding
Source: RefSeq, a predicted model, not a curated record